Molecule: messenger RNA, 1633 nt
Organism: Spizellomyces punctatus DAOM BR117
Lineage: Eukaryota; Fungi; Chytridiomycota; Chytridiomycetes; Spizellomycetales; Spizellomycetaceae
Exons: 5
Coding region: 421-1467 (348 amino acids)
Biological process (GO): peptidyl-lysine oxidation
Molecular function (GO): protein-lysine 6-oxidase activity; copper ion binding
Source: RefSeq, a predicted model, not a curated record
GAUGAGUUCACGCACACUGGCAGUGUGAGUAUGGGAACGCAAGGGUUAUGUUUCGGCGAGAUCUGUCAGAGAGAAAGUUCUUUUUUCCUCCAUCCAUGGUGUUCACGAUCUGUUAACUCGCACGAGACAGAGCAGGAAGACCAUGGACUAGGGUUGGAUGCUCGCCUGCGCCUGGCAAAGCAAGAAGGUUGUUGGGCUUGAAAGCACCGCCUCCACCACUAUACUGAGACAUCAGCAAGAGAAUCAAACCUUCAUCAUCUCCUCUCCUCCUUGGUUUCACUGACAAUUCAAGCUCACAGCCCUUUAUAAAGAGUGCGCUGGACAUUCAGCCCUCAUAAUCGGUCUCAGAUAUCACGUCCGCAGUGCUCGCCCAACUUCCAGCCCAUCGCCAUCCAACAGGCUUUGCCGCAUUUUUCAAACAUGGGCAAUUCAUUUCCAUUGGCAAAGAUGCGCUGCCUGCCCAUUCUUCUUGGAGCUUUUUGCAUACUCUUUGCUCCUGUAUACGGUCAGAACUCUUCAAUUGCGGGACCUGGAAGGAACGCUACGGUCGCUGGUCCUGGGGACACCCUUCCUGACUUCUUCCCUGACGCGGACCACCUACAAAAACAUUUGUAUAUUGACUAUGUUGACGCUGCUGAAGACCCCUGCUUGAUAAAUGAAGGAUGCUUGACGGGAAAUGGAACACGGAUGUUACUUCGAUUUCCAAGUAUGGUUCACAACAAUGGCACUGCAGACGCCUUUCUUGGAAAACCACCUGCCGACAGAGACGAUCCGAACAAUCCCCCAUAUUGGCACUGGGAUACAUGUCAUGAACAUUGGCAUUUCACCGCGUACGCAAAUUAUCGCCUCCUCAGCGCAGAUCGUUCCACCGUGAUUCUGAACGGACACAAAAACGGAUUUUGUCUCGAAGAUGUUGGCUGCGAUGAAGACGGUCUUGAACCGUUUUACAAUUGCACAAAUCAGGGAGUUACUAUGGGAUGCCAUGAUCUUUACGACGAGACGCUACCCUGCCAAUGGAUCGAUAUUACUGAUCUGCACCUUCAAGCUAACUAUACUCCCGAGACGGAAUAUACUCUUGAGAUUGUGAUCAACGAGGAGGGAUUCUUUCCCGAAAUGUCCACAGCAAAUAACGCCGCCUACUCUAGCGUCGUGAUUGGGAAUGUGCCACCAUACACUGGUCCAUCGCUCGCGGAAGUUCAAGCACCCAACGGACCCGGUUCUCGUGGGAAUAGAAGACCGAACAAUAACGAAUCCGAAGCUGGUAGCGGUGAUGCUGCUGGCACAGAAGACGGUAGAGGCAAUUCUAACGGGAUGCGAGGGGCGGGAAGUGGAGCUUCAGCCAGUAGGAACGCUGAAUCGGUUACCGCUGCUGCAAGCGCCUCUACCAGUGCGAGUGCCGCAAGUGCUACCAGUACCAUGUCUCCAAGCCGAGUCCGUCAUCGCCGCUGGUUGACAAAGUGGUGGUAAGAAGGGACAGCUCUCUUUUAUAGUGUUCACAUCGUUCCAAAGAACCGUGCAUGCAGCCUUCAUGCAUGUUUGGCAAUACUAUCGCUAGCAAUCUCGUUUUCUGCGUCUUCACUUUGUUUGUAAAUUCGAAAGUUGUCAAUAAAUUGUACAUGUUUUUGGUGUAAGA